CUCAUUGCAGCAUGUACUUUAACAGCCACCAAGGUUUAAUGAUUCAUAGUUGAGCUUUUGGAUUUCAUUUGCUCCAAGUCAUCUCUCAGCUAUGUCAAAUUCAAAGCCUGUCAUUAUAUUCAUACCUGGGGCAUGGCAUCCACCAGAGUGUUUUGCUCCAACCACAAAGCUUCUGUCCAAUGCAGGAUACACAGUCGACUUGAUUCAUUCGGCUUUAUUAGACCCGCCAGAGAAUGAUGUCCCCACCACUUACUUCCCCGAUGUCGAGCGUAUCCAGGCACGCAUGCGAGAAGCGAUUUCCAAGGGCUACAAAGUUGUGCUCUUCGCACACUCCUUCGGCGGACUAUCUGCAUCAGCCGCUAUAGAGGGAUUUGAAGAACAUGUCCAACACCUGAUCCUCUGUGCGGCCUGGCUGCUUCCAAAAGGGUCGGCACCAACGGCGUUUGGGCCUGACCCACCGUGGUUCAAAUUGAAUGAAAAUAAGACUCUUGUACUGCCGGUGAAUCCUCAGCAGCGCUUCUACCACGAUGUUCCUGAGAAAGAGGCGGAAAAGGCCAUUGCGAGCCUCAAACCUUUUGCUUACCUACCGCUAACCACGGUGACGCCAUUUGAGGGUUAUCGAGCUGUACCCACAACCUACAUCAUGUGCACACAAGACCAAGCGCUAUCAUUGGAGGUCCAAGAGAUGCAAGUGCGCGUGUUUGCGAAGGACAGUGGAAUCAACACCGUGAAGCUGGAUUCAAGUCACAGCCCUUUUUUUAGCAUGCCUAGCAAGGUAGCGGAGGUCAUUGCAGGAUUAGUAGGACGCGAGCAAAGUCAAAUCUAAAAGUGAUGAAUUGCGGCACACUCAUUCCGGGUCGGGGCCAGAUG
Molecule: messenger RNA, 870 nt
Organism: Aaosphaeria arxii CBS 175.79
Lineage: Eukaryota; Fungi; Ascomycota; Dothideomycetes; Pleosporales
Product: alpha/beta-hydrolase
Exons: 1
Coding region: 92-826 (244 amino acids)
Source: RefSeq, a predicted model, not a curated record